GGGUCUUGGGAAUAUAAAUCUUGAGAAUAUGAAUUUUGAGAAUAGAGGUCUUGGAAAUAUGAAUCUUGGGAAUAUGAAUCUUGAAGAUAAAGAUCUUGAAAGUAUAUAUCUUGGGGAUAUGAAUCAUAAGAAU
This is a messenger RNA of Dentiscutata heterogama, 133 nucleotides long. The record is from the annotation of a GenBank genome assembly. Lineage: Eukaryota; Fungi; Glomeromycota; Glomeromycetes; Diversisporales; Gigasporaceae.